This is a messenger RNA of Adineta ricciae, 276 nucleotides long. NCBI's taxonomy places the organism in Eukaryota, Metazoa, Rotifera, Eurotatoria, Adinetida, Adinetidae. The record is from the annotation of a GenBank genome assembly.
AUGAAUCGUACAGCUUUGGUAACUGGUUCAUCUCGAGGUAUCGGACGUGCAAUUGCUCUUCGUCUCGCGAAAGAUGGUUUCGAUGUUGCUCUUAAUGAUAUCGAAAGUAACCAUUCUGAUCUGGAAAAAGUUCGACAAGAAAUCGAAACAAUAGGUCGAAAGUCAAUUGCGAUUAUCGCUGAUGUGUCCAAAAGUGAAAAAGUCGAAGAAAUGAUGGAAGAAGUUGUUCAAAAACUUGGAAGUCUCGAUGUAGUCAUUGCAAAUGCAGGAAUUUGU